AGUGAGGGGCGGCCCGAUCCCGCCCCAGCCUGCCCAGCACGGCGCCCCGCUCCGCACAGCGGGCCCGGCCCGGCCUUUGGGGCCUUGCCCGGGGCGGCACCUCCGUGGGCCAGGCCCGGCCCGGCCGCGCCUGCUCGGUGCUGCGGCGGCCAUGGCGGGGCUGGAGCCGCUCUACGCCUGGGCGCGAGCAGCCAUCUCCCGCCCGCAGGACGCGCUGAUCUGCGGCGUCCACUGGGAGCUGGUCCGGCACGGCUACCGCUGCCUCGGCGCUGGCGACCAGCCAGGUCCUGAUGAAAGGAAGUCGGAGCUGCUGCCCACCGGCUGGGAAGCCAACAAGGAGGUGUAUACGCUGCGCUACAAGUCCACAGACGAUGCCCAUGAGCUGCUGCUGAAGGCCAUCAUGGUGGAAGACAGUAUGAUCCUCAACGUCAUGGAUCGCAGUUCUCAGAAGGUGGCAGAUGUGACCUUGGCGGUGGCCGACUAUAUCAACCCAGAGCACCUGGACAAUUUCCACAUGGUGUACAAGAACACUGAGGAGCUGAGGACAAGGAUUGCUUCAGGCAUCAUUGCUCCACUCGGUGGCCCCACAGAAAAGGCCAAAAAGGAGCCCGAGGCUGAGAAGAAGGAUGCUGACUUGCCCCGGGAUUACGACCCCCUCAGGGUCCCUCCCCGGCAGCCAGCAGGCACAAGAGCACCAUCCUGGCCUUCCCCCUUGAGUCCCUUCGCUGUUGGUGGGGAAGACCUGGACCCGUUUGGAGGUCGGAGUGGGGGAAUGAUCGUGGAUCCUCUCCGGUCUGGCUUCCCACAGCCCGGCAUUGACCCAUCGUCGGGUAUCCCAGGCCGGCUUCCCCCAGGAGCAGUUCCACCAGGCGCCAGAUUCGACCCCUUUGGCCCAUUAGGGGCUGGCAGACCUGGGCCAGAUCCUGACCACCUUCCCCCUCCAGGCUAUGAUGACAUGUUCAUGUGAGGAGUCACCACAUGGCUUCUCACGGCUGAGGCCAGAGCAGUCUCCUGGGAAGGAGGGGCGCUUUCCCCUCUUCACACCCCAUUCGGUGGACUUCGAUCUUUUCAGCAGUGUUUUUUUUCUCCUCGCUCGGGGCCACCUUCCUGUGUCAGACCAGCUAUAAAGGUUUCCCUGUGUGCAGAACAGAAGAGGAGGCAGUAGGUCCGUUUCUUUCCGUGCUCCUCUGAGGGUGCCUGGCCAUUUGGACCCAGCUGAAGUGGUCCUGUCCGGGGUGCGUCCUGGUGCUCCAAGAAAAGCCCAGGUGCCGUGGGGUUUCCUCUGCUUCUCUGGGGUGGCACCGCUUUCACUGCUGGGGUUACACAAGCGGUCGAUGCUGAGGAGGGAGCUGGCUUCUUGCCACUCCUGUGCUGGGGAGCUGCAAUAGCCUGGCCGAAGGCGGCAGCCGGAGCAGGCUCCCCAUGGAGAGAUGCUCUUGCUCUUUAUCCAAGUGAAGGGUUGAUCAACGUGAAGGGCUAGAAGGCCCAUCCCACGGGGUGUCCAUGGGCGGACCCCCCGGCAGUGGUUGAGAUGGGCUUCCGCAUGGCCGUGCCCACUGGCUUCCAAGAGCACUAACAGCAAUGCCUUUUAGCGUGCAUGAGAAGAGAAAUAUAUUGAAUUCCUGGCCUCACCUUGCCCCCUCUCUUCCCCACAGCUGUUGUCCUUCAUUCCUGGGGUACACGUGAAGCGCCACAGGCAGCAUGGCGAAGGCUGCCCACUGGGCACCACGCGGGGCUGGGGUAGGAGGGACGGUGCUCCUCCUGGACCUCCUGGACCAGCCAAGUCUAGCGUUGGCUCUCCAGGCACGACGGAGCUGAGUCCAGCACUGAACUGGGAGCCUUCUGGAGAUGUGCAUGGGGGGCUUGCUCGGGUGUGGGAUUUGCUUUGCAGAAGGGGUUUAUAGGAACAUGUUUCCCUACCGUCAGUCCUCUUGCACAAGGCUGGUGUGGCUCUGCCUGGCUGAACGCUGCCAAACGGCUCGGGGAGGACGCGUGAGGUCUGUGUGGCUCAGCCUCCGGAGCUUUCUGGAAACCCCUUCCCUUCCCCGCAGCUCCCCCCACGUCAGUUAAUUUUUGGGCUGUCCUCUCAGGGGUUCAUACUAUUUUUUCUUCUCAUGGUUUGAUUUCUUGGAAGGACGUUCAUGAGAUUGAAAUAAAAACCUGACAACA
Chroicocephalus ridibundus (black-headed gull) is the source of this 2169-nucleotide messenger RNA. It is a transcript of the gene PSMF1, whose product is annotated as proteasome inhibitor subunit 1. Gene Ontology annotation, molecular function: endopeptidase inhibitor activity; proteasome binding. Lineage: Eukaryota; Metazoa; Chordata; Aves; Charadriiformes; Laridae. Bases 152 to 967 code for a protein of 271 amino acids. Gene Ontology annotation, biological process: proteasome-mediated ubiquitin-dependent protein catabolic process. The record is from RefSeq and is a predicted model, not a curated record. The transcript is spliced from 7 exons.